AUGUCGUACGCAACGGACGUCUACGCUCGACUCGGCUCGGAGCUUGAGCUAUACGACUCGCUGCUAUCCACCGUUAGUACACCCGUUGAGAAAGACGCCAGCCUUAAGAGCCAAACUGCUGAAACCGACGACGACACAGCCCAAGAAGAUGCAGUCGAAGACCGCAAGAAACCCAUCCAAGAGAUCCUCGCAUCGAUCCGACCCUCUGAUGGUGCCCAUACACUGCCGUCUCGCAAGACUCUUCUCAGCCUCCUAGACAAGCUCGACGGCGCCUCUGAGCAGCAAGAUAAAUCUGCAGUAGCUCAUCUGGAAGAGCUUCAGAUCGUAGCUCUCUCUCGACUCGUCGUAGCCACGUAUGCGGUUGCACUCGACACGCUUCUGCAAGACGCCAGCAAGCUGGAAGACGAGACAUGGUACUGGACCGACAUCGAAGAGUCGACGAGGAUGACACUUUCGUACUUGGUCCAGACACUGCCUGUGCGAUUGUACAAGGUCACGAAAGAAGUAUUGGAGCUUGCAGCUGGAACAGCCACUCACACUCUCAAGAACACACUAGAAGCCGGCUCAGGAAAGGAUCGCAAGACCAGCACUUCCUCAACAGCAAAGAGUCUCGACCGUAACACGGUCCGCGCAGCACUACGCAGCAUCCUCGACACGCCCAACCUGGUCACUUCGAUGCUCUUCCCAUACACGUUCCGUAUGGAGCGAAGUAUCACACUCGAUAGUGUUCGUGCUGAGCACGAGAACCAGCAGAAGAAGGUCGCCACUCUGAGGUCCAAGCUCGAUGCAAGCAGCGUCGCUGGCGAUCAGCUGUCCAUCAGCUCAAAGAAGAGCAAGAAGCAGCGAGCCAAAGCGCUCCGCUCUACAAUGCUCACAUUGACACCGACGUAUCUUGUGCGUCAUGAGGCGAAGUGCAAGCGUCGUGGUCUGGUCAACGAGCGUGAUCGACUGGCGGAGAAGCUCGGUCGACUGGCACUGCAGCACGAGGCUCUCGCUGAGCAGGCGCAAGAACUUAGUGUCUCCUCGACAUCCGGCUCUUCCAACCAUGUUGUUCUGAGCCAUCUCAACGCCAAGCUGAAAGUGCUCGUUGAUAGUUUCACCGAGAGUGAUGACGACUCAUCCGCCGAGAAGAAGGCGAGCAGCAAAUCUGGUGAUGCCAAGAUCGACAUGGAGGCCAGCAUAACCCCGGAAUCGACGCUAAGUACCCUAAGAUUGCUCCUCAAAGAAGGUUUUGACAAGCAACAAGAACGAACAGUCAUCGUACUCUCACCUGAGAUCUUCGGCCAGCCAUCCGGUCUAGUCCAGCGCUGGCCCAGGCUCGUGUUUUACCCUGUCGGAUUCUUGCUACUUGGUCGUUACUUGUCGAACAACUGGAACGGCAUCGAAUCGAAGCUAAAAGAGACGCAAGAGACCGUACGAAGUUUCUUGAUCGGCUGGGUAUGGGAGCCAUGCAUGCAGCUACUUGACACCGUCCGACACGGAAACGAAGGAAGCGUUAUCAUGUCUCGUGAAUCGUUAGCGUCUGAUUUGCAGUCGUUGGAGAGGAUGGUGACCGACUUCACCGCCGACAAGUACGGUACUUCUGGUGCUGAGCUCCAAGCUGUUGCUGCGCGAGUAAGAGAGGGCGAUCUGACGCAGGUGCUCAAGGUAUACGAGAGAGAAAUGAAGAGCCCUGUCAAAUCGAUGGUAAGUGGCUCACUCAUCCGAUCCCUGCUCAUCCAGAUUCAAAAGGCGAAAGUGGACCUCGAAGUAGCAAUGUCAGGCAUCGACAAAUUGCUCAAGAGUCAACAGCUCCUUUUCGGUGCAGUUGGUAUCGCCCCCGCACUAGGCAUCUUGUAUGUCGGCCAGAAUUACGUUCGCGGAAAAUUGUUCAACCUCAGUUCGCAACGGUCGAGAUCUUCAGGGCAAGGAUACCAGAUGCGAGCGUGGGAAGCUAUGCGUCGUGUUGAUCGAUUGCUUUCUUCGCCUUCCACCGCUGCUGGUGGUAAGAAAGGGGACGGGUCGGCGGAGCGGGAGCAAAAAGGCCGAGAUGAUCUGACACAGGGAUUGCUGUUGCUGGAUCUGUCAACGCUACGUUCCGCUUCCGGUCCGUUGCUAAUGUCAUUGUCCCACAACAAGAAGGCUGCUGCGAGGAGAUUGCAGAGGCAGUUCUUGCAGGAUAUUCGGGAUUUAGAAUCGGGCGUACACAGUGCGGUGGAACGCAUGUGGCGAAGCUGGGGGUCGUCGGUGCUUAAGUUGCCGUCGUCGUAG
Molecule: messenger RNA, 2250 nt
Organism: Ustilago hordei
Lineage: Eukaryota; Fungi; Basidiomycota; Ustilaginomycetes; Ustilaginales; Ustilaginaceae
Exons: 1
Coding region: 1-2250 (749 amino acids)
Cellular component (GO): mitochondrial outer membrane
Source: RefSeq, a predicted model, not a curated record